UUCUCAGACCCCAGUUCGUGUUUCAUGGAUCCGUUUCUUGGUGAUGGAGUGCUGCACAUGACGUGCUGGGUGCUCACUGCAGAGGGAGAACCCUGUUCCCGAUGCCCUCGCACCAUAGCAGACCGGUGCGAGGAGUGGAUAAAGGAACAAGGACUAGCAGACAAGAUUUUUGUGGGUUUUGAAGCGGAGUUUUUCAUUUUCGAGAAUGUUCAGUACUCCGUGCAAGGGCACCGUGUUGGCUUUUCAGUGGAUUGCAAGCAAGAGGCUUACUGGAAUUCUGAUGCCGUCUGCGAUGGAAGGGGAAAUCUGGCGCACAGGAGUGUGGCUGGGCGGGGGUACUGCUGUGUGCCCCCUGAAGACCGCAGGCACACAGUGCGUGCGUCAAUGCUGAGGCACAUGGAGGCUGUGGGUCUGCCAGUUGAGAAGCAUCACCACGAAGUGGGAGUGUGCCAGCACGAGCUGGGGAUCCGUUACAGCACUCUACGUCAGGCUGCAGACUGGUGUCUGACUUAUAAGUACGUCGUGAAGAAUGUUGCUCAUGCCAACGGCGUCACUGCCACUUUCUUGCCCAAGCCAAUGCCCCUGACCUCGGGUUCCGGAAUGCACCUGCAUAUGUCUUUCUGGCUGGGUGGCCGAAACACCUUCUUUGAUGAAAACGGAGAAUACGCACAACUAUCUCAGAGGGCGUUGUUCGCCAUUGCUGGCAUUCUGACUCAUGCUCCUGCACUCCUGGCACUCACCAACCCAACCACAAACUCCUAUAAACGUCUAGUACCCGGCUUCGAGGCCCCCUGUUGCCUCUCUUACUCCCAAGGCAACCGAACUGCAGCCAUUCGGAUCCCACUGAGUGCUCGAAAUGCAACAAAGAGCAAGC
This is a messenger RNA of Cyclospora cayetanensis, 874 nucleotides long. Its product is annotated as glutamine synthetase. The record is from RefSeq and is a predicted model, not a curated record. NCBI's taxonomy places the organism in Eukaryota, Apicomplexa, Conoidasida, Eucoccidiorida, Eimeriidae. Gene Ontology annotation, molecular function: glutamine synthetase activity. The annotation marks the transcript as partial. Gene Ontology annotation, cellular component: membrane; cytoplasm. The transcript has 4 exons. Gene Ontology annotation, biological process: nitrogen utilization.